Lingula anatina is the source of this 906-nucleotide messenger RNA. RefSeq names its product carbohydrate sulfotransferase 11. NCBI's taxonomy places the organism in Eukaryota, Metazoa, Brachiopoda, Lingulata, Lingulida, Lingulidae. Gene Ontology annotation, cellular component: membrane. Gene Ontology annotation, molecular function: sulfotransferase activity. The record is from RefSeq and is a predicted model, not a curated record. Gene Ontology annotation, biological process: carbohydrate biosynthetic process.
AUGCGGAGUGAAAAAGCGUUAGUUAAUUUCGUUCUUGGCGUGAGAGGGCGUCUUAUGCGUGAUACUACUCAUCUUAAGGUUGAGGAAAAGGUAGAUCAGCUCGAGGCGACUACGAUAUCUAUACAAGAUAUAAUGGCAAUGAUGGGAAAUGGACAGAGUGAAAAUGACCAGCAGAGCGAAUUGGAUGAUGACGUAAUUCCCGAAGAAUGGCUUGAGGAAAUACGAAGAAGAAAGAAACUUGUGUCCGAGGCAUGCGAGAAGUUUAAAACUGUAAAAAUACCUCUGACAAAAGAAUGGAUUGAAGAAAACGGCGACCAUCUCAUCGUAGAAGACCAGUAUAAAAUCAUUUAUUGCCGCGUACCUAAAUCUGGGAACACAAGUUGGAAGCGCUUAUUGCUAGCACUGUCUGGUAUUAUAAACGAUACUUCUAUGGCUCAUGGCAAAAACGGAUUAAACCCCCGUGAUUCGGUUGAAAAAUAUUUGCAUACGUUGGAUACGCUGUCGUUUUCGGAAGCAAAACAAAAACUUAAGACCCACUUGAAAGUAAUGUAUCUUAGGCACCCCUUAGAACGAUUACUUUCUGCAUAUCGUAAUAAGUUGGAAAGAGAUCCUUGGACACAUGAUGGUGUCUCUUCGCAAGUGGUUCCAUACGUUAUGAAGCACUAUCGCGGUGUAGAACCCAUUCUUCCCGUCAGUGUUAGCCAAAGCCGUGGACGGAUAUCUGGUGUCCUUCCAUCUGGAGAAGAGUUCAGUUUUCCAAAAGACAAACCUCCAAGUUGGUACGUGGACACGUGCAGCCUCACCACUGCACCUCUCAUUGUCAGUAUAGCUCAUUCCGCCAGAGGCCCCACACUGCACGACACCUGCACUGUGAAAACAGUGUUCAGCUCCUUAACACAUUUCUAA